GCACACUCACAGUGAGUUUCACCAUGAUUCUUGCUCCCCGCUCUGCUGAAAAUGACCAUCAAAAAUUUUCAAAUUGAAUAUGAUGCAAUUAACAGCAGGAACAUUUUCACCAAUGGAGACACUAUUAAUGGACGGAUCAUUCUGGAAAUCUGCAAAGAAAUAAGAAUUAAAUCCCUUGUUUUUAUAGCCAAAGGAAAAGCUCGAGUUCACUUUAGUGAACAUUACGGACUAUUGGGAAAACUCAACCCAGAAGUAGAGGAGAAUUACCGCUAUAAACAGAAAUAUUAUCGAGUUAAACAAUAUAUCUUGAGAGAAUCAAGGCAAAAUGCAAUUGAGACAAUUGGAAGUGGACGCCAUGUUUUUCCUUUUAGCUUCACAAUUCCAGACAGAAAAUUGCCUUCAUCCUUCUCCUCAAUAUUUGGCCAGAUUAUUCAUACCUUAAAAGCCAAGCUUAAACAGUCAAUGAUGCUGCCAAGAAAAGCUAAAACCUACUUCACAUUUGUAUCCAAAGAAGAGAUGAAUUUACCAGGCAUAAGGGUUUUUCAACAAAAAAGCAAAGAGAAAAGCAUUGCUUUGAGCUCUGGAAUAGUCUUACUGGAUAUCUCUACAAGGCAGAUGGGAUACAAAUCUGGGGAAGACCUUCAUGUCACAGCUAGAAUCACCAAUCUUUCAAAUCGUUCAGUCAAACCCAAGUUUGUGUUGGAUGAAAAGAAGACAUACAACGGAGGAGAUUAUAUUAAGGUGGAUAAGCGUAACAUUCUCCAGGAUAAAGCUGAUAGUGUUAAGUCAUGGGGGGGCACAGUAAUUGUGACAAAGGUGUUCACCAUCCCCAAAGAGCUACCUCCGUCCAUUUUGGUUUGUCCUAUCAUCAAGCUGGAAUAUCGGCUUAAGGUAUACCUUGACAUCACAUAUGCACCAAACUUAGUGCUGAAACUCCCGAUCGUCAUCCUCCCAGAACUGUCAGAUGAAAGUCGCUUAUCUCCUUCCAGUGGCUCCAGGUAUGAAGUAUUUGAAAGCUCAUGUGAACCAGCCUGGAUCACAGAACCACAGGCUAUUGAUCCUCCACCUCCCUACGAAGCAGCUGCACUGUACCCUCUGUUUCCUUCUUUGGAUUAUACAUCAGCACUGUGAAUACCUGCUCUACAGAGAUGUUGGGAUGUCAUAGAUUUGGUAGAGUUAAACUAGUGUUUAUUUUAAUAUAAACCACUCUUACAAUCAAAGAGUGUGACUCUAGGCUGCAGCUGAAAAUUCUGUGAUUGGUGAACUGAGGGAUAUUGACUAUUAGUAAACAGAAAUAAUUGCAUUUAUGCAUAAUCAUUGAGAAAAAACAUUAGUACCACCUGUCUCUGGUUUAUAGUUGAUGCAUUAAACUGGGAAAGGAAUGGCAUGGUCCUGUCAACGUACUGGCACCAACAAAGUGUUACAUAUUUUUUUACAUUUCCUACAUCCACAAAUAUAAAUAACUUUAAAACACAUUUUCUUAACUUAAAGUUUUAUAAUGAAGAAAUAGAAAUAUAUUUUGGAGGUUUGUUGUUUGCUGAGUGACAUGGCUUUAUGGCAUUUAUGUUUGCUCCAACAAACACUGUAACAACUUUUUUAUAGACUUUAUAAAAUCUUUCUUUUAACUAAAUAUAUUCCUAGAUUCAUGUUAAACUAAACUUUUCAGAAAUAUUCACUAAAUGCU
This is a messenger RNA of Cyprinodon tularosa, 1684 nucleotides long. RefSeq names its product arrestin domain-containing protein 3-like. The record is from RefSeq and is a predicted model, not a curated record. Gene Ontology annotation, cellular component: cytoplasm; plasma membrane. The transcript is spliced from 6 exons. Gene Ontology annotation, biological process: protein transport. The coding region runs from base 52 to 1131 and encodes 359 amino acids. Lineage: Eukaryota; Metazoa; Chordata; Actinopteri; Cyprinodontiformes; Cyprinodontidae.